AUGAGCCAUAAAGGACGGCAGGGAAGGAUGAGCGAGUGUUCUGGGGCAGCUGUAUCCGGGGUGGUGAUCCUGGAGGAACCUGAGGGUUCAGGGGCUUCAGGGGGCCGUGGAGAGGGCCAGGCCCAGGAUCAGGGUCCCCUUCGUUGUGCUGUUUGGCCACGCCAACAGACAUGGCUAUGUGUGGUACCCUUACUUAUUGGUUUCAUUGGCCUUGGAUUGAGCCUGAUGUUGUUGAAAUGGAUUGUUGUCGGUACAGUGCGGGAUUACGUGCCAACGGACUUGGUGGAUGCUAAUCGAAUAGGCCAGGAUCCUAUCUUCCUCUCCAAACCAAGUGGGAUUCCCAAAAGUCCCGACACUACUACUACUACAAUUACUCCUACAGUUGAUGGCGGGAACCCCACGCCUAGAACUGUAACUGUUGCGAAAGGCAGAACUCGUUCCACUGCUACUACCACUACUAUAAAUCCUAGAGGAGGUGGAGCCUCAGGUAGCCAAGUAACCCCUCGGAAUCCUGUAAAUCGUAACGGACGUGGACCUUCAGGUUUUACUACAACCACUGCAGCGCCAAGGACAACCUUCAUAAUUGGGGCGGCAACACCUAGCCCCUCUCCGUCCAAUCCAACUGUACUCCAUGACUCUACACAGAUGUGGACCCCGGAGCAUACUACAACUGAGACGGUCUCUACUACGCUCACCACGCGAACGCACAGCCACCGCAAAGCACCAUCUCCAACUGUCCCUCCGCUGCACUCGGAGCAUUUCAAACCCUGUCAUGAGAAGGACCUGGCCUACUGCCUAAAUGGUGGCGAAUGCUUUGUCAUCGAGACGCUAAGUGGGCCUCACAAGCACUGCAAAUGUCGAGAAGGCUACCAGGGAAUCCGCUGUGACCAGUUUCUGCCCAAGACAGACUCCAUCCUGUCUGACCCAAUUGAUCACUUGGGCAUCGAGUUUAUGGAGAGCAAAGAGGUGUACAAGAGACAGGUGUUGUCAAUCACAUCCAUCGCCAUGGCGAUCAGCCUGCUGGGAACCCUGUGUAUGGCCCUCUACUGCCGCAACAAGAGGCGCAGAGAGAAGCUCCAGGCUCAUCUGAAGGAGAGUCGCAGUCUGAAAAACUACUCUGCUAAUUCCCAUAAUGCCCUGGAUGCCAAGAUGAGGGCCCUGAACACCAACGUGCAAAUGCAUGAGUACUGCAAACGGCCCUCCCAGUCUCGCCAGGGAAACAUCUGUGAGUCCAGCUUUGCACACUGCAACAUCACCACCACGCCGCCCAGCAGCUCCAGAGGCACAGCCAAACAUCACAGAAGUGGGUCCUUGUCUCACAGUCCAGAUCAGAGAACACGGGCAGCGCCUUGGUCAGCUCCGCGCAGGACCCCACCCAUAUCCAGAGGAAGGCUAAAUCCGAUUGGAGGAUCCAAAUAUUCAGCCCCUGCCUACCAACAUCUUCAAGAAGUCGACUCAACUGAGAAGGAAACUGAAGCACAAAGACGCUGCCAAAUGCAGGAAGAGAACCUGUGCAACGACCCCAGAAGAGAUGCCCUCCUACAUAUGCAAACCCCUGUUUCCACGGGGACAACAUCACCGUCACCUUGGAUCGGUCGCACGGAGGUACGUUCAGGCCUGUGCCCUCCAUCAGAGCAUGGCGAUUUGAAUCCCGCCACCCGGAGCCUGCGGAGACCCGGUCGCCGUCACAGCCACUCCCCGCCUCCUCCGUUUCGCUCCUGCUCUAUCCCAAUCAUCCCCUCCGUCCAGUGUCACCAUGACAGCGAGGUGUCUUGUAUGCAAACCAGUGUGACCCCGGCAACCACAGCGACGUCUGCCACCUGCGGAGCCACGCCCUGCAAGGCCGAGAGGAGAGAGAAGGCAGCACACGGUUUGUCCUCUUCUUCCUGCUCGUCCGCCAUUGGCCAGCAGCAGGAUGAGGUGGCGCUGCUGCUGGAGGAGGCGCAGGAGCAGCUCAGGGCGUUGGCGCUGGCUCACAGGAAGCAGGAAGAGGGUGGGAUCAGCAGCAGCGGAUCGACGGCUGUGCCGGUGGAGGCCAGAGAAACUGUUUGCUUCCUGAACCUUAACGGAGGAGGUGCUGGGGUGCUGAGCUGUAACGGACCAACGCAGACGCAGUUACUCAGCCCCAGCCUAUCACACAGAGACCUGGGCCAAACCGGCCAAUGA
This is a messenger RNA of Toxotes jaculatrix (banded archerfish), 2166 nucleotides long. RefSeq names its product pro-neuregulin-3, membrane-bound isoform. Gene Ontology annotation, biological process: animal organ development; nervous system development; intracellular signal transduction. Lineage: Eukaryota; Metazoa; Chordata; Actinopteri; Toxotidae. Gene Ontology annotation, molecular function: chemorepellent activity. The transcript is spliced from 10 exons. The record is from RefSeq and is a predicted model, not a curated record. Bases 1 to 2166 code for a protein of 721 amino acids.